This is a messenger RNA of Brenthis ino (lesser marbled fritillary), 360 nucleotides long. The record is from the annotation of a GenBank genome assembly. Lineage: Eukaryota; Metazoa; Arthropoda; Insecta; Lepidoptera; Nymphalidae.
AUGGCGGACUUACAAAACGAUAACCUGCAAAACAUGGAAAACGUAGAUGCUAAUUUAAAUAAAAUGGAAGAAAUGAUGAAUUCUGAUCCAAACUAUGUGCCUUCAACUAAAGAACUGCUCGAAAUGCUAAAUUCUGCAGAUAUUGAUGAUGAAAUGAAAGAAAGUCUCAAGAGUAUGUUGGCGGGAGACGUUCCACAAUUUUUCGGGGGUCAUGGCAUUGGCACUACUGUAGCCAUCGUUUUUGUUCUUAUCAUCUUUUCUGUUAUUCUAUUCUUCGGCUACAAACUCUACAGAUCCAUAAAGGAUAAGGAAAAGAAGAGGGAGGAAAAAAAGAAGUUAAAGCAGAUGAAGAAAAAGAAG